Messenger RNA from Archocentrus centrarchus (flier cichlid), 1595 nucleotides. Its product is annotated as microfibril-associated glycoprotein 4-like. The transcript is spliced from 6 exons. Gene Ontology annotation, biological process: blood coagulation. The coding region runs from base 83 to 802 and encodes 239 amino acids. Lineage: Eukaryota; Metazoa; Chordata; Actinopteri; Cichliformes; Cichlidae. The record is from RefSeq and is a predicted model, not a curated record.
UUGGAAACACAUUUUAGUAUCAGCGCUCGACUGGAGCUCUGCACUGACUUCUCUUUGCAAAUUACUUCAAGCUGGUAAAAGAAUGAUGAUCAGAAUUGUGUUUGCAGUGCUGCUGCCUGCAGCAGCUUAUCAGUCCCCUCUGCCCAGAGACUGUAGUGACAUCUACAGAGGCGGCGCAGGCCUGGAUGGAGUCUACACCAUCUAUCCAGCUGGCUCCACCUCUGCUGUGCAGGUUUACUGUGACAUGAGCAAAGACGACGUUGACAACUCUGCAGAAAAGUGGACGGUGAUUCAGAGAAGACAAGAUGGGACAGUGAACUUCUACAUGAAGUGGGAUCACUACAAAACUGGAUUUGGCAGUGCUGCUGGAGAGUACUGGCUGGGCCUGGAGACAAUGCACCUGCUGACCCAAACCAAGAACUAUGAGCUGAGGGUCGACAUGGAAGAUUUUGAGGGCCAGAAGGUCUUUGCCCAUUACUCCUCUUUCUCUGUUGGUCCAGAGUCAGAUGGAUAUAAACUAAACUUGGGAAGUUUCAUCAAGGGUGCAGCAGGAGACUCUCUAAGUAUUCACAAUGGAAUGAAAUUCACCACCAUUGACAAAGAUCAAGAUACACAUCCUUCAAACUGUGCCAGGGUGUGCUAUGGAGGAUUCUGGUACAGUGCGUGCUAUGCUGCAAACCCCAAUGCUAUCUACAUGUGGGGGUCUUCGCCCACUUUAACUGGUGUGCACUGGAGAACUUUUAAAGGGCUUGAAUACUCCCUAAAAACCAUGAUAAUGAAGAUUCGACCAGUUGCCACAUAAAAAGCUGGUUCUCUGUUGUGCUCAGUAGCCACUUUAAAAUUCUGAUUUUAUGUGCAGAGCAUUGCAUUCUCAGGCUCCCCCAUACAGCAUGUUAUUAUCUCGUUCACAAUCAGUUGUAAGCUCGCUCACUUAGAUUGCGUCCCAUGGACCAGCCAUAGACAGCAUAAAACAUGGACAUAGCUUCCGGUUUGGCAAAACAAAGCCAGUCCUUAAGUGCCUUAAACCUGGAUUCUCUCUGAAGGAACCAGGUGGUGACCUUAUAGAAGUCUGUUGGAUAACAGCUUUCUGUUUUGACCUCUGUAAACACUUUAUUUUGUGUCAUAUUGAAUACAUAAAUCUUGGUCAUACCAUGUUUCCAAAUGGAGGCUUAUCUGUGGCAUGAAAUCACACGCUCAUUGGUUAACAAGCUGUCAAUCACGAGUCACGGUCACACCCGGCCCUUCUCGUCACAUCUGGCUUUUUGUAUAGAAGAUGUGACGGUGGAAACGCUCGUCUCAGGGCUUCAAACUGGGAUUUCAGAAACAAGUGGAUGACGUCACGGUAAAAGCUACAUCCAUAUUUUACGCAGCCUAAGCCUGCCCUGACUUGAAGAUUUUCAGGUCAUGUGGAUGCUUUUUAAAGUGAGCUAAAUACAUGUUUGUUUAGGAGUUAAUUUGGGUGAUACGAGUUUGCUGGGCCUGCAUUUACACCAUGUUUUAUUAAUUCUUGAGCCCUGCUUUUACUGGCAGAUAUUCAUGGUGCAGUUUGUAUUGUUAAUUCUGUCAUUGUAUGCUGUAGAAAUAAAGUUUCCUUG